CAAUGACGUAUUGUAAAUUACGUAGCUAUCCUAUUAUGCUUUCUAUGCUAACAGUUGCCUAUUCAGAUUGAUGUCCUCGAUCCAUUACAAGUUUCGAGCGACAUUAGAAUACAAAACGCUACAGUUUGACGGUCUUCAUAUCACUGGAGCCGAUUUGAAGAAGGAAAUCUGUGCAAAGGAAGGAAUUAGAGCCGAAGCGUUUGAUCUCUUAUUACAGAAUGCUCAUACAAAACGCAGUUACACAGCGGAGGAACUCAUUCCGCGAAAUUCAUCCAUCAUAGUGCAACGAGUACCCAGAGAAGAUGCGGAGAAAUUGCCCAAAAUUCAGGGCGUCAAUACAGGAGCCAUUGCCAGUCGACCUACUGCUGAAACUGGUCUUACUGCUCCUGCUCCCAUCAAUCCUGAAGAAUUCGAAAAGCUUUCUGAAGAAGAUCAGAUUGCUCACAUAAAGGAUGUUUCGACGGCAAAGUACCACUCUAGCAAUUUUCAAAAGAAAACCACGAAUAUUAUGUCUGGACCACCACCGCCAACCUACACCUGCAAUCGCUGCAACCAACCUGGACACUGGUACAAGAACUGCCCAAUGUUGGCUACGAAACGCACCACUGGAAUACCUUCACAAGAAUUGAUGGAAACUACCGCUGAAGAUCCGUUAGCUAUGUUGCAUCCUUCCGGUAAAUUAGUAGUGCCUAUAAUGCAUUGGAAGGCCAGACAACAUACUAAAAAGGUGGUAGAAGAAGGUCCCGCCAUAGAACGAGUACCGCCACCAGAGUUGACAUGCCCAAUAUGUUCACAUCUCUUGAAGGAUGCAGUCCUUACAACUUGCUGUGGUAAUUCUUUUUGUGCUGACUGUGCAUCGAAUAAAAUUAUGGAGUCUCCCGACCGUCAAUGCCCUGGCAAAAAUUGCGAUCAUAAACAGCUUUCCUUGGAUUCUCUGGUGCCUAACAAAUCAGUGCGGCGGGCUGCAGCUGCAUGGUCCAUGGGAGGUUCAGGAGGUCAGGAGGAACACAUGAGGUUUAGAAUAGGACUGCAACCAUCAGCACCCAUCUCCGCGGCUUCAACUCCACCGCAGACGAUGUCUCCAGCUGUAUCCCAGUCGACGAUUGCACCUGCCCCUACAGUUACGGUACCAUCCCAGGAUCCAGCAGUUCAGGCUCAGAACUCUCCCACACCCUUUCCUAGUCAACCGGCUACGGUUUCUGUUCCUGUUCCUGCGUCCUUUUCACAGCCACCUCCAAAUAUGGCACCAGCUGUGCCUGUUGUAGCUAGUUCGUCCUCAUCGGGUGACGCUCUCCUCCCUCCAGGGACAUCAGUACUUCCACCACAAACCAUAACAUUACCCCUUACAACUAUGCAAACAGCAAACAGUUUACCGCCAAUACCCGGUGUCGGUUUACCGCUGCAGCAACAGUUACUCGUGCCGGCCAAUUCGUCAUACAUGUACAACCAACCCCCACCUACUAUGACUCUCGGCGCACCUCAGCCUCAAAUCAUGGAUGCUUGGGACGCUUUUCUACAUAGAAAGGAUCGAGAGCGAGAAAGACCGCGUAAGAGAGCCAGGAGCCGAAAUCGAUCCACAAGCUCAACCUCGUCUUCAAGCUCGGCUGAGGAUCGCCGGAAACGACAUAGUCGCCACGAUCGAGAUAAAAGGCGUGUUCAUCGGAGUGACAAAGAAAAGGAGCAUCGUGGUCGUGAGAACAGGUAUCGCAAUCAUGGUGAAGAUCGCAGAGAUCGCGAACGGAAUGACAGAGAUAGGAUAAGAGAACGAGAAUAUAGCGAUAGGCACAGAGAUAGCAGAGCUCAACGAAGUACACAUGUUUCGCGCAGAGAAGUGAAAGAGGAACUUGCCCUCCCGUCGCUGAUGGGCUUGGAGGUGGCUACUCCUCCGAAUCUCCUUAGCAAACGCGAAAGGUCAAGGUCUCCAUCUGCAUCACCGCGGGAACAGAUUGCUUCGUCAAGUGAUCGCAAGAAACGAAAGAAGGAUUCUCGUUUCAAGUCAGAUGCGAAGUGGCGUUCGCGCAAAGAGAAAGAGCAAAGAAAAGGAAACGAUAGCGAGGAAGUCGCUAAGGAGAUUGCAGAUGAGGAGGCUAUCGAUGGAACAUUAAGAGAAGUUGCUGAGUUUGUUCGCGUUGAGGCGAACUGCGAUGAUGAUGGCAUUGAGUUCGAUGUAGAAGAAACGGAAGUAGCAAAGGAAACAGUUACCGAAGCGGAGGACGAAAAGAGUGUUACUGAUACUGAACCAGUUCCUGAAGAGCAACACGCCGCAGAGCCAGCGGAGAAUGCCAUCGAACAGCUAAGCGAAGCCGACAAUGAGGAACCUUUGGAACCGAAAUCAGAAAGUGACGCUCUAGAUAGGAAAUCUGAAUCGGAUGCGACACUUGUGACCAAAGAAGACAUAGAAGAAAAGGAUACUCUAGAAGAGCAUGUAGAAGAAGAUGAAGAGAGAAGCACAAGAAAGAAGGAUAAGAAGCACAAAAAGCAUAAGAAACAUAAGCGAAGCAGGGAGGCUGAAGAUGAAGGCGGUAGCGAAUCAAAACAUCGCCAUAAACGAAAGAAGGAAAAGAAAGAAAAGAAGGAAAAACGAAAGAAGGACAAGAAACACAAGCGAGAUAAGGAGGAAGCAAGUGACCACCGGGAGGAUUUGGGAAGAGAGGCGAUUUCGCGCUCUAGAGACGAAGAUGAAGAUCGCAGAUAUCAGGAAGCGAGAGAAGAGACUGUUGUUGAGAAAGACGUCAAACGCGAAAAUCGUGAUGAUAUCAAAGAUGAACGAAGGGAAUCAGAAAGCAGCAAUUAUAAGAAGAAAGAGGAGCACAAGUCCAGAGUAUACGAGGAUCGAGAGGAAAAGAAGCAUGAUGACAGGAAACAUGAUGAUAAACGUUACGAGAAAAGUCGAGGAGAAGCUCAUGAAAGCCGGAAACGGGAUAAAAGUCAAGAAAGGAGCGAGAAACAUAGACACAGAAGUCGCGAAAGGUCUGAACGGAAACACAGAGAGCAUUCCAGCAAAAAGAAAGAAAGAGACAGUAGUCGUGAAAGGAAUACAGAAGAGCGCCGGCAGGACACAGAACGGAAAGAAGACGUGCUGUCAAAAGAGAAACUUGAGAAAAGUAAACCUUCGCAGCCUCAGAAAGGUGGUAGUGGUAGCAGUAGACAAGAAAACGUCGCAUCCGAAGCGGUCAGACGACAGCCUUCAUCCCAAUCGAACAUGCCUUCCUCCUCAUCUGUCGGGCGAGGUGGUGAUAACCAAAGCAAAACAAACGUUGAUCCUUCUAUACUGGCACGGAAGCACAAGGAUGUUGCAGCUGUUCGUGAUCGCGAUGAGCCUCAAUUGAAGAAGCAGAAGCAGGAAUCCUCUAUUCCUACAUCAGCAUCAUCUACCGCUAGCAAAUUAAAGCCGGCUGCGCCAAUAAUCAAAUUCAAAGUUAACCCUCCCAGUCUGAAGAGGCCUCUUCCCUUACUCAAAUCAGCUCCCUUGGGUGAUAAAGAUUCAACUGAUGUUGAAGAAGAUAAAGCUAAGCUUACUGGUGAUGCUAAUACUGGGACUGAUCGACGAAUGCGAGAAGCAUUUUCUCCACCGAAACUGCAACGCAAAAAGAUCACUUUGAAUCUGUAGCUGUUGUGCUGCCUUGUCAAUAUCGGGUCAAUCGAAAACUUCACGGUUUUCUUGUUGUAAAUUUUUAGUCUAGAUUGUACUAUUGCAAGAGAAGGCUGAAUAUGUGCUGAGCUUACUUGUUGGACAUUGGUCGAGAUUGAAUUGAUUUUAUUUCAUAGAUAAUCUCUAAGGCUACGCGUGAUGGCUUUGUGCUUCUCCAAAAGAAGGAAUAUGCAUAGUUUUUGUUUUUGAUUGUAUUGUUACGUUGAAUGUUAAUAAUAAAUCCUGU
This is a messenger RNA of Cylicocyclus nassatus, 3878 nucleotides long. The record is from the annotation of a GenBank genome assembly. NCBI's taxonomy places the organism in Eukaryota, Metazoa, Nematoda, Chromadorea, Rhabditida, Strongylidae.